Oikopleura dioica is the source of this 432-nucleotide messenger RNA. The record is from the annotation of a GenBank genome assembly. NCBI's taxonomy places the organism in Eukaryota, Metazoa, Chordata, Appendicularia, Copelata, Oikopleuridae.
AUGUUCCGAUGUUCCGAAGUCUCCUCAGCUGAUUUUAUGGUUCAAAUUGAAGCCUUCGACUUUGAGCAUAAAGGUUGUGGAGGAGUUUUUCACAUUGAUGCCAUGUGCAUGCCGCUUAUCGACGUUCACUUUCCUGGUGGAUUCCCAGCAGCAGAGCUUGAUCUCCGGAUAACAGUCUCGACAAAACAAGAGGUUGAGACGGAAUUCCUUCAGCUUUUGGAAUUUUGUCACUCAAAAAAGCCCGUACCAAUAAUUCUUCUUGAAAAAGUGCUCACUUCCGAGGGAAAAAAAGGGGAAGCAAUUUUUGGUUGCUGGACGUUUCAAUACAACUUCCCGAUGCAACUCGAGCAGACUCCUCCAGAGGAUUGUUCAAACUGUGGAUCACCAAUAUUCAAGCUUGAAGAAUGGAAGGUGACAAAGUAUAAUCAUUGA